AUGUCUGUAUGUUAUGUAGAUGUAUUUUGUGGUGGGAGUCAAGAUGGCAAAUUGAGAGUAUGGGAUGCUCGUAAUUUCAAUAGAUUAGUUCAAGAUAUUCCUAAAACACAUGGUAAAUAUAGAAUGCCAUAUUACAUAUACAUUUUUAUUGAAUUAUGCAAGUAAAUCAACAAAAAAUUGUUUAACAUGUUUUUCAGUUUACACAUAAUACUAAAACCAACUAUUUAUUUUGUUUUAUUAAAUUUUAGGUUAUAGCAAAACACGUACUAUUGGUAUGGGACUAAGCUGUGUUAUAUAUCUGAAUAGUAAUUCAAUUAUAACCUGUUCUACUGACGAUUGGUAUGUAUACAUAUCGCACAAUAAUAAAAUAUAAUGUAAAUUACAUUUACAAUAACUUCUUUUUUUAUAGUGAAAUAAAGGUAUGGGAUUUACGAAAAACCUUUCGCUGUGCUCAUAGAAAUGUUAAACCAUUACCACUCAAGAAAUAUUAUUGUAGCAAUCCAAUGUUAAUUGACAUGCAAUUAAAUCCACAAUCCUCAUUGUUAUAUGCAAGUGUGUACGGCAGUGAUAUUCUUUGUUUUUCAUUGAAUUCUACACAAAGAAGUAUAUACAUUUCUUCUAUAUUUCAUAUUAUCUUCCUUCCUAUAUUACCUCUUAGCUUUUAUUUGUCAUGUAUUGUUAGUACUAACAACUCAAGAUUUCGGUAUCAUAAAAUUAACUUUUAUUUCGUUUUUUCAAUAAUGGUAGGCAUCAUAAAUAUUCAAAAUAUACACUUGUCAUAAAAUACGUACUGGCAAUAACUUAAUUCGCAUUAAAAAUUAUUAAAAUUAUUGAUUGUAUAAGUGUAUAUUAUAGUAUAGUAUAUUAGUAUAUUAGGUAUAAUAUUGUGUGAAACAAUAAUAUAUUUCACUAUAGUUUUCAUUGACGUAAUGAUUAACCAGUGAAAUAGAAUAGAAAUAGAAUUAAUUUUAUAUAUUAGACAUUUGUAUACAUAUAUCUUACAAUUAGAUUUAUUAUAAAAGCCAUGUAUUCAUGAGAAAAAUAAAAAUCAUUAUAUGUCCAUAUACCAGGUGAUCCAUUAAGGUGGGUACACUCUUUAUCUUGGAAAAUAUUAGAUUUUUCCCCCGAAUCUGUUUUCUCAAACAUUUAUGAAAUAAGUUGCUCUAGAGUUUUUUUAUUUAUGUUAUUUUUGGUGCUAAAAGUAGUGGUGCAUUAUUAACAACCUAACCUAACUGCCACACAAAUGAUAUUCUACUACUCUCUGCCAACCCAAACUUAAAAGUGGAAUAUCUCAACAAUGGAUUGAUGGAUAUCAAAAACGUCUCCACUAAAAUUUCUUUUAACUGAUCCUUCAUCUAGUUAUGGACUUUUCAUAUAGGUUGCUAUUUGAAAAUGAAAAGUAGGUAGUGGUUUCAUCCCCAAAUAUAAGCUUGACAAGAAGUGGAGUAGCUUCUUGCUUUAAUGUUCUAGAUCACAAAUUCUGGAAAAAUGUAAUACUUUCUGACAUAAUGAGUGUACCACUUAAAUUUAUCACACAGUGUAUAUCAGUAUAUGGUAGGGUUGAUGAUUUUUGGUUAUACCAGUUAUUAUUGGUAUAAUGAUGAUUGCCUAAACACCAAUUAUAUGGUAUACCACAGUACUAAAUAACACACACCAGAUAACUGUUAUAUCAGUACAUACCAACAAAUUCACCAUUCUCCGAUAAUUGAUUUAUAGAGCUCAAAUACCUCUUGAAUUAAAUUAUCUUUAUUAUCAUUGGAGAUAUUCAGGGGAUACAUCUUUGUGGACAGACCGUAUUUGUCUGUAUUAAGUACGUGGCUUUGAUUAAAUACAUUUUUGACAGUAUAUUUUUCAGUUAAAAUACUGUUCGGAUAAAACCUUCAGACUGGUUUUUUUCAUUUGGUCACUUUUUACAUGACUGGGACAAUAUAAUAAAAAUAUUAACACAACAAUAGUUUACUCCAGCAGNCGCAUCCUGGUAUCCUAAUACCACAAUUUCAGUAACAUCAGCCGUAGUAUAUAGUGGAUAGCCACAAUUUUGAUUUGACAUAUCUAUUAUAUGAACUAGAGGUAUUUGUUAUAAUUUAUGUUUAAUCAAAUUUUUUUCAGCUCCCAUACAUCAGUAUACAGGUCGCCACUUAAAUUCUAUGUACUCGAAAAUUAGUAUUAGUCAUGAUGGCAAGUACAUUUUUAGUGGAUGUUCACAAAAUAGUGGAGUUAUAUGGACUACAAAAUUACCACAUAUAAAAGAACCUAUAUUUGAAUUAAAUCGAAAAGUAAAAUAUAAACCUACAUACAGUUAUGUGUUUGAUCAAGAAUUAGGUGUUUCAGACUGGUGUUCAGAUUCAAGAACUCAUCCUAAAGUAAGUUUUUCUAUUAUUAUUAAUUGAAACUUUUAGUUUAACAUGUAGAAAUAAAUUUUGGUCAUUGUAUACUUAAUCUUUUUUUUUUUUUUAAAAACACUAAAAAUUAUACAAUCACUUAGCAUAAAACUCAGAAAUGAAUACAUGACUUAAAUUAUAGAGUCAAUUGAAUACCGAAUUUAUUUUUAAAUCAUAUUUUAAAGAGUUCUGGGGAAUGA
This is a messenger RNA of Cinara cedri, 2581 nucleotides long. The record is from the annotation of a GenBank genome assembly. NCBI's taxonomy places the organism in Eukaryota, Metazoa, Arthropoda, Insecta, Hemiptera, Aphididae.